This is a messenger RNA of Thamnophis elegans (Western terrestrial garter snake), 2429 nucleotides long. It is a transcript of the gene ACYP2, whose product is annotated as acylphosphatase 2. The transcript is spliced from 4 exons. The coding region runs from base 88 to 381 and encodes 97 amino acids. NCBI's taxonomy places the organism in Eukaryota, Metazoa, Chordata, Lepidosauria, Squamata, Natricidae. The record is from RefSeq and is a predicted model, not a curated record. Gene Ontology annotation, molecular function: acylphosphatase activity.
UGAAUUUCCGUAUGAGACUAAUCGGCGCUUGUUCGAUCUCAGUCUUUCUCUACACAGAGUGACUCUUGUUCUUUCCCUGCAACCGUUAUGUCCCGGAUCCUCAAAUCGGUGGAUUACGAGGUAUUUGGCCGGGUUCAAGGAGUUUGUUUCAGAAUGUACACAGAGGAUAAAGCUAGGAAAGCGGGUAUAGUUGGCUGGGUUAAAAAUACCAGACAAGGAACGGUUACUGGACAAGUGCAAGGUCCAGAAGAGAAAGUGAAUGAGAUGAAAGCUUGGCUGACCAGCGUUGGAAGUCCUAGCUCACGCAUUGACCGGACAAAUUUUUCUAACGAAAAGGAAAUCUCAAAACUUGAAUUCUCUGGAUUCACCACCAGAUACUAAAAAAAAAAAAAACAAAUCAUAGAAUUAUCUUUAUUUCUCACAUUGCAUCAAACUUUCUAUGUCUCCCUAAACCUUAUUUAGUUCUCUGGCCAAUGAGUGUUCCUCUCCCAACGGUAUUCAAAUCAGAAGCUACCUGUCAUCAUUAUUCCUAGAUGGAAAAUACCAAAUGUAUCACAUUAAAUUUUGGUGGUAUUUUUGCACAUGAGGUAACUGUGCUGAAAUAAAUUUUGAGUGUCAUAAAACUAGUUUAACUCUUGUUUGGGUGGAGCUACUUCCUCUUUGUUGCUCCACUCCUUGUUUCUUCUGUUUUCAUCUUGAUACUACCCAUACAAUGGGAGGGGAGGGGUUCCAUGACCUUGGCCUUCUUACUAAUCUUUUAUUCUAUUUUUAUUGACGUUCCUCUUUUUGCCUUACUGUUGUAUUGAGGUAAAGCAAAGUAAAAGAACAGAUGGUCAGAGUAAUCUGAAAUCAAGAAACAGCUUCUCGCAGAGGUGUGAGCUCUGACAAGUGGCCGUUAUACCAACCUCUGACAUCUCCAGCUUAGGAAAUACUUAAAUGUGUCCAGUGAAAGGAAAAUAACAUCUGAGAAAAUUAUUUUUUUGAGCAUAUGUGAUCCAAGCGAGAAGAGCUUUUCCGGGUUGCUUCUAUGAGUUAUUCUCAGUGUGCUAAUGGAAAAAAAGAUGGAUAUUUAUUUCUCCAGAGAUGAAAAUUGAGCAUUUUCCAUGGCAUUAUAUAUGAUCAUUGACUCUAGGUUUGCUCCUUCAAAUAUCAAGGCAGGAUAGAAUAACAAUGGAUUGUCUAUUUUCACUUGUGCCAACAAUAUUGGCAAACUGCAAAUAUGCAAAACUACUGACAUUUAUAUGUAUCAUCUAAGCAGGCAUUCCCAGGAAACUAUUGAUCUGAGUCAUUAAUAAAGCAUGAAUUCAUUGCUAGUUCAAAUGGGCACUUGAAAAGGCCUACCAUGUUUAUGAAAAAGAGUAUUUUUUCCACAACUAGAUUAAUUUCCAUUGGUUCUUUUAUUCAAGUUCUUGCCUGCUUAGUAAGUUGUUAUAAUUACAAACACACACGGCUUUUGUGAUCAUCUACAAACAUCCUUUGUUAAACUCCUUAAGGACAACCCUUGUAAAUCUGAAAUACAAAAUGGCAAAGAUCAAGUAUAGGUCUUGUUCAUUAGCCAGAAUAUCUUUCUGAUGGGAACCAGUCUGUAUUUUCUUUUCAGCCAUAAUGAAUAUGAGCAAUAAUUCUAAAAAAAAAGGUUUUUUUACUCAUUCUCUGUUGCUUAAUAUGUUAAGGAAAUAAAAAGAUAAUGUAAGAUUUGUACAGAAUCCCAUAGGUAUCUCUGUGUUUCAAAUGUUAGGUAAAAUACAUAGGAAAAUUAUUUUAGGGAUCUCAAUUUUUUGCUUGUCAUGUUUGUAUAUUUAAACCCAUUCCCUAUCUGAGCAAACUUUCAAAACCGAUGAAUCAGAAAUUCUAGUACAGCAUCUCCCAGUUUAAUAUACUCCCAUCCAGUAUAACCAGAGUGAGCAAUAUGUGAAAAAAUGUUCUCCUGAUGCUAAAAGGUUUUCAGAAAAUAUGGUCAGGGGAUCGGUGGAGUAAAUAUUUCUGAAAUGGUGUGAAGUGCUAGAAUUUCAUGGAAGCUAAUUUUCACAAAAAUUAAUGGGCAGUAAUAUAAGAAAUUAAUAUAUAAUUCAGGAAAAAAGCAGGAGACAUAGACCAACAUCCAGAACAGCAAUCGAUCUAUUCAGAACAUCCAUGCAAAAAUGGAUGAAAACUGUCAAUGCCCUACAUCUAGCAGACCAGGGCGUAAGCCAAAACAUUUUACCAAAGAAAUAGUUCAUAGUCAUUAAAAGUGUAUUCAUUGGAGUGGUAAAUGAGCUGGACACUAACUCAGUUUUAUGAAUGAGUUCAUUCUUGUUUAAUUGAAUAUAGGAUGAAUCUCUUAGAGAAGGAAGGUCAACUGCUUACUUGUUGGACUCUUGUGAAUUGUGAUAAAAAAUCUGCCACAAAGAAACUAGACAAUAUAGGAGGUAUUGUAGGUGUUUUCUUCA